UUAAAGGUGAUAGCAGACGGUUUUGUCGUCGUCUCGCUGUUUAACAGUCAUUCGUUCACCGCGGUUACGUACAGGAAUUUGUUUGUCUAGCGUAGGCUGUAAACGCUAAGGGAAAAGUUCCACAAAAUGCAACCGGUGUCGUAACACAAAUGACCGUUAUGGGGUCGACCGAAGUUGUAAAAUGCGUGUCGGUAAUAUAGGGUUUUAAACCUCUACUCAGUUUGAGGGAAGUCGGUAAAAAAGAAAAGCAACUGAAUGUGCCAAAGUUGUAGCAGAUUCCGUCGGAUCCUCACCGGGCUAUUCUCAUGUAAACCACUCCUCGAAUCAUUCAGCGGCUGGGUGGUAUCUUACUUUGUGUAGCGACAAAAAGCCAUAUUGCAUCAUUUAAUUUUCUCAAGUCAUGCAAAUAAGAUUGGGGGGCGACGACACUGAAUAGGACGAACUCGACUUCUCCUCCUCCCCGCUACACUGCCCACACACGGAGCCCUUUUUGAUUAUGGCAAAAGAAUAACAACAACACCAUUGUGUUUGUUGGUUUCACUAAUGGGAGAAGCUGGAGAACAUCACUCUCCCUCAGUCAUCGGCUCUGUCCAAGUGUUAAUGCCUUUGAGAGGGUGUGUGUCCUUCACGAUAUCCUCCUGCCAACCAACUUAAACCUAUUCCCUGAGGACAAGUGUUUUGUGUAAACUUAGUGUUGCCUACAUCAGUGCGCUAUCCGUCUUUCUCGGUCUCUCCGGCCAUAUGAGGUUUGCAGAGCGUCGCUUAUUUUUUGCAACUGCAAGACAAGUGAUUUUUUUUUUCCAAAUGAUGCGCUGUAUAACAAUAUUUUUUUCCAGCAAGUUCAUUGGCAAAAGCGAUUAUACAGAUGCUAUCGUAAGAAAAAGUAAUCCUGUAACAGCUGUUCUUCCUUAUGAAGCAAUGCGUUGCAGCUUGGUGGGAUGCCAGUCUUAAAAAUUUAAUGUAAACAUCUGAAACACCCUGGGGAUACAUUUAUGACAUUUUUAUUAUCUUAUACUCUUAUAGCUCCAUGUUUGUUUGAUUAUGGCUCUGUUCUCAACCUGCUAUAGCAUGUCCUCAGUAAAAGUGCAACAGCUGAGCCUCAUUCCCAUUUUCUCCCUGCUUUUGAGGAACGUACUCACUGAGAUUCAGCAAAAGACAACAAACAAAGGACCACUUGUUCUGGUUUGGAUGAUGGCAACAUUGGAGCCCAUCCCAGCAACAUAUGGACACAGGGCAUGGCUGAGAGCACACAAAUGCUACUCUCUGUGGACCUUGUGCCAGCCCAUGGCACACAGAAUCAAUGGGCAAUUUAGAGCAGGAGGGCAGGCAUGCCCACAACACUACAUGGCAUGAGUGAACAGGGCACAGAGACAGAGGAACACACCACUCAUACAGGGUCAUAGCCUUCCUGGAUCUCCCUUUUUGGGGAAGAUAUCAAUUAGACAAUUGAACAAAAGAACAAUAGUGAGAUUUUGGUAUCUGUGGAACCUCAAACAGGCUUGAAUUUAUUUUUCCUCUUCAAUUUGUCUGUUAUCCUGCCUUUACAUUUGCUGUAUGUUAGUAUAUUUUUCAGGUAGACAAUCAAGGUUUUGUCGGGAGCUGUGCCAACUCUUCGAUUUUCUCCACCAACAACACCGAAUGUGGACGUCUCCUGGAGGAGAUCAAGUGUGCUCGCUGCUCCCCCAAUGCCCAGGUGUUGUUCCACUCCUCGGACAUGGAUAAGAUGCCACACAGGGAGCCAGACCUUCCACGGCUCUGCCAGGACUUCUGCCGCGAAUUCUACUACACCUGCAGGGGGCACAUACCAGAACUGUUCCAAGCCGAUGUGGAUGAGUUCUGCCAGUACUAUGGAAGGAGAGAUGCCAGUCUGUGCUUUCCAGAUUUUCAGCGAAAGCAACCACAAGGGCAAGAGUCCAACUACUUGGGAGAUGAGAAAAUAGACAUCAGCAGGAAACACAAACACAACUGCUACUGUGCCCAGGAGGUGUUGAGUGGUCUGAGGCAGCCGGUAGCCGUGGUGCACUGUGGGGAUGGAUCCCAGCGGCUCUUUGUCCUGGAGAGGGAGGGAAUUGUCAGGAUACUCAACCAUGACCUUGAACUAAUCAAGGAGCCCUUCCUCGACAUCCACAAGCUGGUGCAGAGCGGCCUGAAGGGAGGAGAUGAAAGGGGCCUGCUAAGCCUGGCAUUCCACCCCAAUUACAAGAAGAAUGGCAAGCUCUACGUCUCCUACACCACCAACCAAGAGCGCUGGGCCAUCGGACCACACGACCACAUUCUCCGUGUGGUUGAAUACACCGUUUCGAGGAAAAACCCAAACCAGGUGGACACCCGGACUGUGCGGGUGCUGAUGGAAGUGGCAGAGCUGCACAGGAAGCACUUAGGUGGUCAACUUCUGUUCAGCCCUGAUGGUCUACUGUACAUCAUCCUGGGAGAUGGCAUGAUCACCCUGGAUGAUAUGGAGGAGAUGGAUGGACUCAGUGAUUUCACAGGGUCCGUCCUGAGGGUAGAUGUGGACACAGACUGCUGCACAUCACCUUAUUCCAUACCGCGGAACAACCCUUACUUCAACAGCACCAACCAGCCACCUGAAAUCUUCGCCCACGGAUUACAUGACCCAGGCAGGUGUGCAGUGGAUCGGCUUCAGAAGGACAAUGGAAGUUUCAUGAUCCUCUGUACAGACGCCAGUGGCAAAAACGCAUCAGCGGGAAGAAUACUGGAGAUUACUAAGGGCAAAGAUUAUGAAAAUGAGCCUUCUGUCUAUGACCUGCUGUCCAGUGGAGGAGCACCACCUGUGGGAGGUUUCAUCUACAGGGGCUGCCAGUCUAGAAGACUUUAUGGCAGUUAUGUGUUUGGAGAUAAAAACGGUAACUUGCGGAUCCUCCAGAAGACUACAUUGUCAACAUCCACGAGUGGUGAACAGUGGCAGGAGAAAGCUCUGUGUCUGGGCUCCGCUGGCUCCUGUGGCUCGAUGCUUGUGGGGCACAUCCUGGGUUUUGGAGAGGAUGAACUAGGUGAAGUCUACAUACUGGCGAGCAGUAAAAGCAUGGCACAGUCACACAGUGGGAAACUCUACAAGCUGGUAGACCCCAAAAGGCCUCAUGCACCUAAGGAGUGCCAGCGUCAUGUGGAGCCUCCAGAGCUGCUGAUGACAGCUUGUUCCAGACACUGUAAGAACGGACACUGCACUCCUACUGGCAAGUGCUGCUGCAGCCCCGGCUGGGAGGGACCCUUCUGCCGAGUUGCCAAAUGUGAGCCAGCCUGCCGCAACGGGGGAGUGUGUAUGGAGCCUAACAAGUGCCUGUGUAAGAGCGGCUACUCUGGGGCCCAGUGUGAGAAGAGUGAGGGGGGUAUGCCCAAUGACCAGGAGAAAGACGGCAUACUGGACCAUAUCAUUGACAUGACCUCGUACCUCCUAGACCUGACCAGCUAUAUCGUAUAGGGGUGCGCAGAGGGGGGCUACUCCCUGCUGUCAUCCUCAAGUUGACACAAAUCUACCUACCACCAGCAGCAGACUCUAACGAGGUGUCCUUAAUAUGGCCUCUUAAUCUUCCACACACCCACGCAGGCAUACACACGCACACACGCAUAUACACAAAUAUACACACAGGAUUCCCGUCAGACUGCUUUUCAUCCUCAUCACCGAACUCUUCCUCUUUCGCCUAUAAGCUACUUGCUGUUGAGCACCAGGCCUGGCAUCCAAGCCGUGUUCACUGACCUGCAGACAGCAGCGAGAUGAUAGACAAGCAUGGCCAAGUUACGGAAGUUCCCCUAAGACAUUUCCUCUGUCGCUCAGAAAAAGCUCGCACAUGGCCGACUCCACAGGAACAGGAACUCCACAGGAACAGACCAUAUUAACUUAAGACUAACUGAGACUUUGAGUCUUUUCAGGGGCUUUCUGUUGCCAUAUUCAAAACCCUUGAAAAAAAUGGAUUUUUGGGGAUUUUCAGCUGAGACAGAUGACUGUUCAGGAGUUUGUUAAGGAUUCAGCAUUGUAAAGAGUGGUGUGGCUCAAGAUACAAGUUUGUGCUCAUGAUCCAUUCAAAAACCAGCAAGAAUCAGACUUUGAAGGAACCUCCACCUCAGCUGUAGAGAGCUGAGAAGUCAAUGAGAGCCUGCAGUGCUUUGUGCUGUACUAUUCUAAAGGCACUAGUACAAGAGAGAUGAACCAUGUUGUCUCACUUAUGAUGUCGUAUUUAGUUUGUGAGCAUAUUGUCACAAAAAAAAAAAAAUCUAUAACAGUAUACAGUAUGUAUACUUUGUUUUGCGAUACUCACUUGCCGUCAAUGUACAGAAUGGAUCUACAACAGAGGACUGUUACCUACACAGAAACAGGAACAAGAACACCUGAGUGGGAACAUUUUGUCAAAGCCAGUUUCAUACAAUCUGAAUGGAGUUAUUGGCUCCCAUGCACUGUAUUCAUUGUUUGUUUCAUUCACUUUAUUAUUCAAAAUUAAUUUGUCUUUAAAAGCGCAAUGAGAGUAGUUUCACAUUCACUCAGACACGCCACACUAUAACUGGUAUGGUCUACCAAACUCCUUUCAUUGCGUCACACACUGAACCUGAACUCAAAACUACAAAGGGAAGAGAUGCGCGGUGAUGUAUAUUUCCAAUAGAGCUUACCUAAGUACUACUUAGCAUUGCAAAAAAAAAAAAGCAAAAAAAAACUAUAGCAUUACUAUUGUUAUCAUAGAGGAGGGUUUAUUUUUUUAAGCGUAAUAAUAUA
Molecule: messenger RNA, 4723 nt
Organism: Scatophagus argus
Lineage: Eukaryota; Metazoa; Chordata; Actinopteri; Scatophagidae
Gene: hhip
Product: hedgehog interacting protein
Exons: 13
Coding region: 1715-3439 (574 amino acids)
Source: RefSeq, a predicted model, not a curated record